AUGAACACAGGAUAUAACGGCGUCCAGCAAGUUCGAGACUCACCUGAUCAUUCCGAUGCCUCCACGCACAAACCCCAGCGCGUGUUGGCGUGCAACCACUGUCAGCAACGCAAGAUCAAAUGCAACCGGGUAUUUCCUUGCGUGAACUGUAUGAAGGCCAACGUCAUGUGCGUUCCGUCGACGCCGGCCCCAACUCGCAAAAGAAGGACUCCAAACAUUCUACUGCAAGAAAGGAUAAAGAAGGUCGAGGCUCUGUUGGAGACUUAUACGUCCCAAGAUCUAAAUAAGCAAGCUCCAGAAACACCCAGCAUGUCGGAAGUGUCGGCCAGAUCGUCGCCCGCUGCGUACAACGGCUCGCCGAGUCCGAUGUCAGGCCCAGGCAAACUUGUUGUCAAGAACGGCGGAUAUAAGUUUCUGGAUAGCUAUAUCUGGAGCACAAUUCAUGAAAAUCUCGUCGAAAUGCAACAUAUCAUUGAUCAGGAGACCUCCGAUGACGAAGUUUACCAGCCUUGCGACUCGCCUAUUCCUCACGAAGACGUAGAUUUACUGCUAGCUAAGACGUCAGCUUUGAAUCUCGAAGAUGAUGUUCCUCUACCGUUCCAGACACUCCGUCUAUGGCAGAUCUUCCUCGAAAGGGUCAAUCCUCUAACCAAGAUAUUACACACUCCCACAACGGAACAACUUAUCAUCAAUGCAAUGGCGAAUCAUUCCGGUAUCUCGUAUAAGUCACGAGCAUUGCUGUUCGCAAUUUAUCUUGUUUCUGUUACUACUCUGUCAGAUAGCGAAAGUAUGGCAACACUGAGCUUGAGCAAGGAUGAAGCUAUCCAAAGGUUCACAAAGGGGCUUAAAACUGCACUGAACAAGAUCAACUUUCUUCGAAACUAUGACAUGGUUGUUCUUCAGACUUUGGUUCUAUACUUGAUAUCUUUGCGGGGACGCAGCAACCACGAUGCCGUUUGGAUCCUGAGUGGAGUUGUCAUCCGUAUCGCUCACAAGAUGGGCGUCCACCGCGAUGGCGAAACACUUGGAUUGACGCCCUUCGAAACAGAGAUCCGUCGCCGGGUGUGGUGGCAUAUAAUUGUCAUCGACGCUAUGUACGCAAUAACCUCUGGAUUGAAGCCAAUACUGCUGCCAUCGGGAUGCAACACUAGAAUUCCCCAGAAUGUCAAUGACACAGACUUUUCCUCCUACUCUACGACGAUUAAGCCCAGAGACGGUCCUACAGACAUGGUGUUUGUGUUGAUUUUGUACGAAAUCGUGUAUUUCAUUAAAGAUCAUCCUAUGACUGACUUUGAGCACCUCGCGCUGGGAGGCCACGGUUUGGACCCUGGAACUCCCGAUUACGCGGACUACCUUGUUUCUAUGAGGGAAAUGUAUAAUCUAGCAGAACUGUUAGAUGCCAGGAUGAGUGAAGUCGAGAAAGAGUACUGCGAUCCAUCGGCAGGAAUAAUUCACGACCUAGCCCUCAAACUUCGUCAAUUCAUCGUCGGAGAAGCUAAGAUAAUGGCAACCCCCAUGCAGGAAACACCGGAAUGGGGCACUGAGGUCAACAACCCUCAAGACAACUUCUUUCGUAUCUGGCUAGCACACAACGAGAACGAAGUUUCACUCUACGAGUUGGCACAGCGCGGUAACUUUCUCUACUCCUUCAAGUGCCAUCUACACCUCGACUCGCUUCUUUUUCUAGCCGGCCAACUCGCUGGUCGAUCACCGGUUGGAUCGUUCGCAGAGCGUACAUGGCGUCUGUUCGACCGCUUCUACAACUAUCACGAGAAUCUGUGGAACUUGAACCAGCGGCUGCACCUGCAACUAGCGCGGCUCUUACUGAAGGCCUGGGAAGCUCGUGAGAAUACGCUUCAGGAUGUUGACGAGCCUGAGUUUAUUCCGAAGCUCAAGCUGGCUGUAUACCAAACUGACACCAGUUGGAUGACUCACAGAUCCUUGACUUCUCAGAUCCUCAAUGGUGGUCUUCAAGAGAAUUUGAUGGAUCCAGUUCCAAUCGAAGGAAAUGUAACUGAUAGCAUGUUGCAGAGCCCAAUGGACGAUUGCUGGUUUUCGGAUAAUCAAGGAGUCGACAACCAAACCCCAGUCUUGCCAAUAUUUGGAUUCUUCAACAGCACGACGAGUUGGUAA
This is a messenger RNA of Fusarium sp. VM40, 2133 nucleotides long. The record is from the annotation of a GenBank genome assembly. NCBI's taxonomy places the organism in Eukaryota, Fungi, Ascomycota, Sordariomycetes, Hypocreales, Nectriaceae.